This is a messenger RNA of Taeniopygia guttata (zebra finch), 10529 nucleotides long. The record is from RefSeq and is a predicted model, not a curated record. Lineage: Eukaryota; Metazoa; Chordata; Aves; Passeriformes; Estrildidae.
CACUCCAGGUAAACAAUUCUCCAACACAUUCCACAUAGGAAAAACAAGGAACAGAAAUAGAAAUUGUUUUCUCUUUCAUUUCUCUCUGUGCACCUCUAUGAAAAAUCCUGAGAGUGAGAGAAAUGUACUUGCCACACCCCUCCAACUGACAGUUCUUUUGGAAAGAGUUUACUGAAGGAGGAGAAGAGAUGUGAGACAAAAAUUUGGCAGGAAGAAGCUGGAGGGGAAUGGUUUGUUUUCUUUCAGUUAUCCCUAAUAGAGCCAUCUUGAAGGUUGUGUGGGCAGAACUGUAAAAGACACUGAUACAGACAUUUAUUUUCCUUUUGUGUCAUCCUAUACUUUAAAUGCAUAUAUUCCAUGCUUCCUUGCUUUAUCAGACUUCUCUCCCUGAGAUUUAUCAACCAGAUCCUUUAGGAAGGCAUGGUCACUGCCUCGAGCAGCUGGAGCCCAAAAACUGCAGUAUCUGUUUCAACAGCCAUGGUACCACAGGGACCUCAGAGGAUGAAACAUUGGGAAGAUAAGAACAUGUGGAAUGUGGCCAUAGAUUCAGGAAGCUGAGGGUGGGAGGAAGAAAUUGGUUGCUUGAGUGAAUAUGUAGAUGUUGAACAAAUGGGAAGAGAGGUGACUAAAGAAGAGAUUUGCGUAUGUAGAAUUGAGUCUUUGCCCACUGAGAGAGAGGACAGUGUGAGAAAUACUUAAUUAUACAAGAAUUAGGACUCAGGAGCGAUGUCCUUGGAGCAUCUCUUAGUAGGUGUCUAAACGCAGCCUAUGUAGUCCCCAGGAGGAUGUUAACCUCUGCUCAGGCUGGAUUCUCUCCUGUAUUCUGUGGUAGAAAUGGAUUUUCAGCUACUUACCUGAUAAGUUGUGAGAGAAUAGUUACAUCAGACUGUUGUGCUGUCACCUUCAGCACCUGGGCACUGUCCCUUUAGGAAAAGGACUGUAACAUGUGAUGUCUAGCCUCGGUCUAAGAGAUCUUUUCCAGCUCAUUGCUGCUUUGAUGGUGGAUGUGCCGCAAGGAGAUAGAUUCAUUAUGUACAAUGGCAGCAAAGAGUGAGUUGGUGUUUGGCUGACCUCUUCUAUUUAUUAUAUGACAAAAUAAAUUGAAGCUAGUUUUCCCUUUGUGGAGAUAAAUAAUUCUUGCUGUCCCAGCCCUAGUAUGAUUUCCACUUUUAACUCACCAGUAAAACAUGAAUAAUGUGGUUUUAAAUUACCUGAUUGAUAAUAGUCACACAAAAUGCACCAGGGCCAGAGUUCCUUGAAACAGUAUGUUCCUGUGGUGGGUGGGAAUGCAGAUGAGGUGAUGACAGUCCUGACUCAGUCCUCAAUGAGGUUACAAACCUCCUUGCUGGAAUGAAAGCAUGUUCCUGCUAAAGGAUUCCCAGGAAAUGUACUGACUGCCUUCUAGCAAAACUAGGAUAAUUAACUUUAAGUGUGGAUGAAGCUCUUUGCACACAAAUGUGAUGUUCCUUUUGAAAAUAAUAAAUAAUUUUCAUAUUAAAAGCUGGAGGAAGACUCAGAGUCGUAAAACCCCUUUUGUACUGAUCUUGUUGCCCUUCCACAUGGCCGGGGUGACACACAGUUGUCAGUGAGCUCAGUUGUGGGAGGAGCCGGUAGUCCCUGGUGUUAUUGCUGCAGGGAACCUCAGGCUAUGGCAAGGCUCUUUUACACUGGGGAGUAAAUCACAUUAGCUGGUUUAUGUACUGUUAUUUUAAAGUGGAUUCUAAUUUGAGAUACUGAGUGGCUUUAUUCCUCCCUGAGCAGGGAGGUGGUCUUUUCUCCUUGCUCCGUUUUAAUAUUCGCCCUUUCUCAUCCCAGAGAAGGGGCAAAAAUGAGUGUUUGGCAGCCAGUGGCUUGGAUUUUUCAGCAGAAUAUCCUUAGUGAGCCUCACAGAGGUUGCUGCAGAUGAAGUCCCCAGAGAUUUUGUCUCUGUAUAUUCUUGUGUAGUCGCAGCAUUGAAAGAAAUUGUCAUUCUUUAAUAGCAAGUUUGCCAAGAAAACCAAUUUGGUUAUUGUUGAUUCUAGGUUUUUUUGUGGUGUUUUUUUUCUGACUUUCAGAGCUUACCUUUGAAGCCCUGGGUGAGUUCACUGGGUUUAACUUGUGUUUAGAACACUUGGACAUCAAACACAAAGAGCAGUGACUUUGCUGUUAGUGGUUUUCUCUUACAGCACUGUUCACUCUUGAGCGUUUUGAGGAGAUCAUGGAUGCACCUGUGAGGGGACAUGUAGAGUUGUGGUGGCUCAGGGUGUCUAAUGCUGAGGCAGCAAAGCUAAGAAGGAGAUUGCUGUUGGAUAGGUAAUGAGGUGCUUUGCCCCUUUGAGCAGUGCUUUCCCAUCCUCUGGAGCUGAAUGCAAUUCAUAGGGAAGCUGCUGGUUUAAUAAUCACAGCUCCAGAGAAAACACCAUCCCACAGGAACAGAAGGGAGUACUUGGAAAAAAAAAUGAAAACUGUCAGACAAUGACACCAAUAUUCUUUUGAGGCAUCAGGAGCAGCAGAGAAGUUUUGUUAUUAAUGACAUUUUCUGGAUUAGAUGUAAAAUGCAACAACUAAAGAGAGAUGGUUGUAGGUCUGUGACAGCAGCAGGUUGCAGAAGGUGUUGAGAAAAGGAAGGUAAAUGUGAAUGGUGUUCUGAGACAAACCUGUGUUGUCCUGAAGGGAUGGUUAAUUUACUUGCAGAGCUCAGAAUGAGCUAAUAUUCCACUAGAGGAGAUAUUUCAAAGUCACAGGAGCUGUGCUGGUUCUUGGAUCAUGUUGUGUCGUGAUUCACACAAUAUAUAGCGACACAGGAGUGUCACUGCCUCACCACUGCCAUACUGGAGUGGUACUGGACUAUAUUUGUACUCUUUAGUUAUGCCUGUUACUGUUCAGCUUGUGUCAUCACCCAGCACAGACAGGGUGAGGGAUGCCUGUUAUUUGGGGAGGAAAAUGCUGUGUCUGCAGUUAUUGUAAAUGCUUUAGCAUCUCCCACUGGCAUUGCUUCUUGCUCAUGUUUGUGAUGCUCAUUGUAUUGUAUGAAAGCAUUGGGGUGCUGGUGGAAUUUUGGGUGACAAUUGGGUGAUGUGUUGUAAUUGUCUCAUCUUUCAACUUCCAGAAAAGUAAGAACUUAAAAAAAAAAAAAAAACAACAAAAAUUUGAGCCAGGCUUCUUAUAUUUUAUAGUGGAGGGAAUAUAGUUGUGACAUACAUAACACGUACAUUUAACGUGAGUUUAAGAAAGCUGUUUGGAUUACUGUUUUACUAAACCUCCAUGAGGAUUUUUAUUACAAAAUGUAGCCUACUUUAUGGAUACUGAUAAAAAAACUGAGUUUAUCCUAUCACAAUGCCUUUUAUCUUUAAAUAUCUCUUUUUCUUUUAGGAUUUCUGCACUUGAGUUUCAAUUUCUGUCACACAGAUUCUUACGGUAAUCCUUUGGACACAGCAGAGCUUGCCGUUGAGUUCAGUGACGUUAGCCUGAGACUUCCCUGCCCUGAUGAUUUAUCCAUGCUGGCCAGGCCCAGUGGAACAGUCAGUGCUGAGGCUGGUAGGUGCCAGAAGGACAAUGAGCAGAAGAUGUUGUGGAUGGUCUGUGACCAAGGAAAGACACGCAGGAAGAAUUCAGUGUAACCUUGCAGUGCAAUUGGUGCAAUGGUUGAUUUGUUUCUCCUGAAUGGGAUAUGGAAAGUGGUGAACCAGUAGGACUUGACCAUGCUCAGUGAGAUAAGAUUUCUGUUCCCUUGUUCCCAUAACUUAAGAGGUCUUGUAGGAUGUGUUUGUAAAGCCUAACCUGCUUUACUCUGUGUUACUGAAGUGUGGUAGUGGAUAAUAACAAAUCCCUGGUAGCUCCAUGCCAUGUGUCAUGCUGGUUUUAAUGUCUCUGUUCCCUGUUUUUUUACAGGCAUGUUGCUGAAGAUCACCCUGUCUUCUGGAAGCAGAAACACAAUGAACGGAUGAAUCCCUUCAGCCAGAUAUUACUCCAGUAGAUCUCCUCCUCAUGGAGCACACAGGCAGGGAGGAGAUGGAUCUGAAAGAGGAAAGUCCUCAGGUGUGGACUGAGUCUGCCGGACAGGACCAGAACACUGCACAGGUGCACUUUGUCCCCGAGGGGGGGGCAGUGGCCCAGAUCAUGUACAGUGACGAGCAGGAGCGCGGCCCUGCACAGCAGGUGGUUUACACGGCUGACGGCACCUCCUACACCUCUGUGGACACCUCGGAGCACACCCUCGUUUACAUCCACCCCGUGGAAGCUACACAGACUCUGUUUACAGAUCCCUCCCAAGUGGCUUAUGUCCAACAGGAUGCUACUACCCAGCAGGUAACUGUGCUCUUGCCUGCUGCUGCGCAGAGCAUGAAUCCCACCAACCUGUCUGUGCUCGGCAGCGUUGCUGACUCCCCCCAGCCAGUGGCUCUGGAGCAGGGGCCACAAGCAGAUAGAGCAUCAUUACCGGUGCAUAACCAGGUGUUACCUCCUAUGGAGGCUGUGGAUGGUUCUGAUCCUUUAGCACCUCUGCAGAAUCAAAUGGAAAGGAUAGAAACAAAGGAGGAAGAAGAUGAUGAUGAAGAUGAGGAUGAAGAUGGGGAAGACACUGACAUGGAUGAGUGGGAUCCAGAUCCACCUCGACCCUUUGAUCCCAAUGAUUUGUGGUGUGAAGAGUGUAAUAAUGCACAUCCCUCAGUGUGUCCGAAACACGGACCUUUGCAUCCCAUCCCAAACCGGCCUGUGCUGACCAGGGCGAGGGCCAGCCUUCCCCUGGUGCUCUAUAUAGACAGGUUUUUGGGAGGUGUGUUCUCCAAACGGCGCAUCCCAAAGCGUACACAGUUUGGGCCUGUGGAAGGACCCCUCGUCAGACAGACUGAGCUCAAAGACUGCUAUAUCCAUUUGAAGGUUUCUCUUGAUAAGGGUGACAGAAAAGACAGAGACUUGCAAGAGGACUUGUGGUUUGAACUUUCCAGUGAGGCUCUGUGUAACUGGAUGAUGUUUGUGCGUCCAGCUCAAAACCACCUGGAGCAGAAUCUGGUGGCCUAUCAGUACGGCCACCACAUUUAUUACACCACCAUUAAAAAUGUGGAGCCCAAGCAGGAACUCAAGGUGUGGUAUGCUGCCUCCUAUGCCGACUUUGUGAACCAGAAGAUCCAUGACAUAACUGAGGAGGAGAGGAAGGUGCUCAGGGAGCAGGAAAAGAACUGGCCGUGUUACGAGUGCAAUCGGCGUUUCAUGAGCUCAGAGCAGCUCCAGCAGCACCUCAACUCCCAUGACGAGAAGCUGGACUUCUUCAGCAGAACCAGAGGUCGAGGUCGUGGGCGAGGAAAGAGGAGAUUUGGACCAGGCAGACGCCCUGGGCGCCCUCCCAAAUUCAUGCGCAUGGAAGUAACCAGUGAAAAUGUUGAAAAAUGUGAAGAAGGAACACAGGACUUGCUGCAUUUUUCCAGCAAAGGGCAGUUUGAUGAGGCCGGACAAGCCCCACUGAAUGGGCUGGAGCAGCAGGAACAGACUCCAGUGCCAACAGAGCCACAGGCAGCACUGGAGCAGCAGGAAAACCAUGUGCUCCAUGUACAGCCACAGCACGAGGGGAACGCAGUGCCCACGCAGAGCACUAUGACAGCAGAUGACAUGAGGCGAGCAAAGCGCAUCAGGCUGGAGCUGCAGAAUGCAGCUCUGCAGCACCUGUUCAUCCGGAAAUCCUUCCGCCCGUUCAAAUGCCUGCAGUGUGGGAAGGCCUUCCGGGAGAAGGACAAGCUGGACCAGCACCUGCGGUUCCAUGGGCGGGAAGGGAACUGCCCUUUGACCUGUGACAUCUGCAACAAGGGCUUCAUCAACAGCGGUGCCCUUGAGAGCCACAUGAAGUUCCACAUGGACCAGAAAACAUACUCCUGCAUUUUCUGCCCUGAGUCCUUUGACCGCUUGGAUCUGCUUAAGGAUCAUGUGGCCAUCCAUGUCAAUGAUGGUUAUUUCACCUGCCCCACCUGCAAGAAACGCUUCCCAGAUUUUAUCCAGGUCAAGAAACAUGUGCGCAGUUUCCAUUCUGAGAAGAUUUACCAGUGUACAGAGUGUGACAAGGCUUUCUGCCGCCCCGACAAGCUGCGACUCCACAUGCUGCGGCACUCGGACCGCAAAGAUUUCCUGUGCUCCACCUGUGGCAAGCAGUUCAAGAGAAAGGACAAACUGCGAGAGCACAUGCAGAGGAUGCACAACCCAGAGAGGGAGGCCAAGAAGGCUGAUCGGAUCAGCCGCUCCAAAACCUUCAAGCCCAGGAUCACGUCCACUGACUAUGAGAGCUUCAUGUUCAAGUGCCGCCUCUGCAUGAUGGGCUUCCGCCGCAGGGGCAUGUUGGUGAAUCAUUUAUCAAAGAGACAUCCAGACAUGAAAAUAGAAGAGGUGCCAGAGCUCACGUUGCCCAUCAUAAAACCCAACAGAGAUUACUUCUGUCAGUACUGCGAUAAGGUGUACAAGAGUGCCAGCAAACGCAAAGCACACAUCCUGAAAAACCAUCCUGGGGCUGAGCUACCUCCAAGCAUCCGGAAACUUCGUCCUGCAGGCCCGGGAGAGCCAGAUCCUAUGCUAAGCACCCACACACAGCUGACAGGCACCAUCGCCACCCCUCCAGUGUGCUGUCCUCACUGUUCCAAGCAAUACAGCAGUAAGACGAAGAUGGUGCAGCACAUCCGCAAGAAGCACCCAGAGUUUGCUCAGCUCCCGAACACGAUCCAUGCGCCACUGGCGACAGCCGUCAUCAGUUCCACGCCAGCUGUUCUCACCACUGACAGCACAACCGGAGAAACCGUUGUGACAACAGAUUUACUGACCCAAGCAAUGACAGAGAUAUCCCAGACCCUCACUACAGAUUACCGGACUCCCCAGGGAGAUUACCAGCGCAUCCAGUACAUCCCUGUGUCUCAAUCCACAACUGGCUUGCAGCAGCCUCAGCAUAUACAGCUGCAAGUUGUUCAAGUGGCCCAGGCUACCUCACCUCACCAGUCCCAGCACUCCACAGUGGAUGUCGGGCAGCUCCAUGACCCCCAGACAUACACCCAACAUGCCAUCCAGGUGCAGCACAUCCAGGUCAGAGAGCCAUCACCAGCAACUCAGUCAUCAUCACAGGCUGGGGGUCAGCCUUUGAGUCCCUCCUCGCAACAACCUCAACAGGAGCUCAGCCCAUCACAGAUGCAGACAACUACAUCAACACAAAACCAAGUCCUCCAGCAGCAGCAAGGCUCCUCAGUGCAGCACACAUAUCUCCCCAGCAACUGGAACUCAUUUCGGAGCUACUCAUCAGAGAUUCAGAUGAUGACCAUCCCCCAAGGGCAGUACGUGAUCACAGAGACUGCUGUGGGUACCCCGGUCACCACUGUCAACACAGGGCAAGUGAAAGCAGUUACUCAGACUCACUACGUGAUAUCUGAAGGUCAGCCUGAUCUGGAUGGUAAACCAAACUCUUCACUCUCCAGUGAGGUUCAAGUGGGCAUUUCCCAGCCCACAGUCCACACGGAUCCCUUGGAAUCCCAGACGAGCAGCCAGCAGCAAACCACCCAGUACAUCAUCACCACCACCACCAACGGGAGUGGCGGGAGCGAAGUGCACGUCUCUAAACCCAGGACUUUCUCAGCAGUGCAUGAGUGAAAGAGCUUCAUGGUGCCAUUUGCUUGUCCUUGUCACCUCCCUGACAGCCCAGAUAUGGGGGUACCCUGGGGCUCUAUAUGUUUAAUGUAUAUGCUCACUUACCUUCCACUAAAAUCUUGGAGCUCUUGUUAAUGCUUUAAGAGGGUUUCAUUCACGGUGACCAUGAGAUACCCUCAAAAUCCUUUUGGGAUGCUUUUUAUGCAGCUUUUAAGAAAAAGGACAAGAGAACUGAAACCUCUGCUGGCCCUGGACUUUAUAUUUGGCAUGUCUGCUGACCCAGCAAACAAUAUUAUUUUAGCUGUGUGGGAAAAAGCCUGCCUAGCUGAAGGCUUCCUGGCAGAUGUAUGUAUAUUUUUAAUAGGAGCCAUUAAACAGGAGAACAUCAUGUAAGUUUUUAGAAUAUGGCAGAACUGAUUCCUGUGGCUUCUAGCAGCCAAGGUGAAAGGGAGUGUCCCUGCGCCAUAUGAGCAGACUGCCUGCAGAAAGGAGCGACAGCAGCCAAGUGGUGGUUCGUGGUGUCCCUUUAUGGGGAUGGAUUGAACAAUGAAGCUGUGAAGAUGUGCCGAAGCAGUCCAUUAAAUUAUUAUUUUUCCGGCCCUCCAGAACUGUUUACAUGCUGUCUGCCCUGCCCUACUUUACCCAGCAGUUUCAGAAAGCAGGAAAAGCACAGUCUUAAACUCAUGUUGUUUGGAACAAACUGAUUGAAGUCCUAGGAGCACCUGAGAGUAGUACAGAGGCACUGUUACUACUUUUCCCUCCAGUUGUGCCAGGAGAAAACAAGGAUACAGAGCAUCUUCUGAAGGGACAGGGUCAUUAUCUCUGUGGCCAGCUCAAAGUAAAUCUAUUUCUCCUCUUCAAGGCUGGAUGGAGAGUUGGUUUCUUUGAGUUUUUUGGUUUUUUUCCAAAUAACCUUGUUAACAAUGCACUGUAAUUGCUUUGGACAGCUCCAGAAAAGAACCAGCCCUGAACUCAGGAAACACACAAGAAACAUGCUAGUGGACCACUAUUUAUGAAACAUGGAAAGACAUCCAUGAGAGUUGCCAGAUGUGAUGGACCUGGUUUACGUACAGAAUUCAUGUUGCAUUUAGGGACCAGGAGAAAGGGAAAGAGAAGGUUUAUUUUUUAAGGCCAUGUAAUAUGUUUUUCCUUACAUAGUUCUCCUUCACAGGUUGUCUUGGUUCUUUAAGGCAUUCUGGUGGUUGCAAAAACAUGACUAGAACUCCAUUGACUUCUGAUGGGAUAUACUGUGUAUGUCUGAAUUUCCAUUCAUUGCUGGAAAACUCAUCCCAGAAUAUCUGUGCAUAUCAGGAUACAUUUAUUUAUAAAACAAACGCAAAGAAGGAUGCUGUGUCUUAGCAGUCCUUGAGACAGAAGAACUUGAGAGAUUUUUUUUUAAUUUGUUUUCUCUUGUACUGCACUGAGUGUGAAUGUAGGACUCUUCCAUAGAUAUUCCCAUGGAUUCACAUGUGGAUUACCCAUGUCAGUAAGUACUACUCAUUGUGGUAUCAGGUUUUAUGGAGUUAAAGCUCUUUGAUGUGAGGGAACUCCACACUCAGGCUGCACAAGAGCAAAUCUGAUUCCUUGUGGGCAAAGUUUUGUAGCAGGUAUGGCUUUGGUAAUUAACUUACCUGUUAAUGUGGCAUGGAAAUAGUAUUGAGAUAAAUCAGUUGGCCAAUACUGGCCUGCUGAGAAGUGUUCUGAGGUAACUCUGAAGUGACUUGCCAAAAUGUGGAUUACUUUGUUCUUGGGAUUUCUCUGCUCUUGCUGUACCUCCAUACUGGAGCACUAAUGAGCUGGGUAGAAUUAACGUGGACCAGAGCUCCCAUUUGGUCAAGUGCAGUGAUGAGUGACCUUAAAUUCUGUGGAUUUCGCAGCCCAGCCACUGUGGCAGUGUGGAAAAGUAACCACAGUGCCCAGUAACUUGAGUUCAUGUUGCUGAGGUCUUUGGAAUUACAAUGCUGGGCCUUGCAAUGUUGUUUGUGUGGGAAGAGAGUAGGGAGAAUUUUGUCUUGGCUUUUUUCAGGCUGCUGGUAAUUUAAUAACAAGGCAGAAAUGCUACAAGUAGUAGGAAAAUAGCAGACUUGGAAAUGGGAGACUGGGAAUGCUGGGAUACUGGAGGAUUGCAGGAGCAAUUUUAAUAGUCUUAAAAGUUUGACAAUAGAUGAACAUCAAAUAUGUUCCCAUUAUUGAUGUUGCAGAUGUGGGGUUUAAAAACUACUUUGCUCUAUUCACCCUUGUUGGAACGGUCCAUGAAUGAGGACAGUUGUACCAUGUAUUUAAAACUGAAAACUAUUUAACACAGAAAACCAUUUUAAAACAGCCUUUUUUAACUCAAAUCUUCCUCAUCAAAGUUUCUCUGCUCCACAGCAGCAGCACCCUUGGGCUAUUGGCCUAACUCUAGGUGAAGUAAUUCCUAGUGUCACAAGUUGAAUGAAUUGUCUGUGAAAGAAGCAUGCCUGGAAAUGGAAGUACCACAGAUUUUCUUUCCAAAAUAAGGAACUACAGUGAUUGCACAGAUGACAAAGGUUGCAUGGAUUUUUUUAUCCAUUUUUGUAGCGCAGAAGGUAUAGGAUGUAUUAUUGUUUUUAAACCAGAGCAACACAAAGAUCUCUCUAAGUUGUAUCCCACAGAAGUGUAAAUUCAGAGAUCCAGAGUCCUCUCAGUUGCCUGGAAGAUCUGUUUUGUUUGGAGAUGCUGUCCCUUGGAGGUUCUGUAUUAUCCUGGAGGAAAGAGAAAACAGCCCCAGCCGGCGCACCCUGAUCUUGCAUCUCUUGGACUGCUCAGGCCCCAUCUAUUAUUUAACUCUGUAUGUUUAAUGUACAUUUGGUGACUGUUGUUGUGUUCAGAGUCUUGUGCAACUUGGCAGGUGUUAAAAAAAAAAACAAACAACGAAAAACAAACCAACCUGAAAAUAAUAAAUCUGUUUAUCUUUUUUUUUU